UAUCUGCUGCAGUCUAUCUUCCUGUAGCCUUGCCAGGGACUUACCAAAUGGACCAGAAAUGCAGCAACCUGACAACAGAGCUGAAAUCUACAUCAUGUGGAAGUACUUUGCGCGAUCGGUUCUCACUCGGUUGUCAUGGGGGAGCCAAGAUGGCGGCGCAGGCCUACGCGAUGGGCAGACGGGAGAUUAAUCAACACUUCAACAUCAGGAACGCCAAGCUUCUCGCGAUCAGCUUUGUGCUCGUCUUAACCGCUGGCCACGGGAUCCACAGGAGCUAUGGAGGUGGUGACACCUGUGAUUGGCUCCUAUCUAGUGGCCGAUUCCUUGGUGAAAAUGUGUGGCAACCUCAUGGCUGCAUGAUGCAUAAAUACAAAAUCAGCGAAGUAAAGAGCUGUCUUAUGAACAAAUACAUAACUUUUGUAGGGGAUUCCAGAAUUCGGCAGCUGUUCUACUCUUUCAUUAAAAUUAUAAAUUCUGGCAUUAAAGAAGAAGGUAACAAGCAUGAGAACAUUUCCUUUGAAGACAGAAGUACUUCUUUGAAAGUUGAUUUUUUGUGGUACCCAGAAGUAAACAACUCCAUGAAGAAUUGUUUUAAAGCCUGGACUGAGCGUGACCAACUAAAACCCCAUCUUAUUGUGGUGGGCGCUGCUACGUGGUCAAUUAAGAUACACAAUGGGAGUAUGGAAGCCCUCACCCAGUAUAAAAUCAAUCUUACAUCAAUUACACCUCUUUUGGAGAAAUUAGCAGAAACUAAUGACAUUUAUUGGGUUCUUCAAGAUCCAGUAUAUGAGGAUUUGCUGAGUGAGAACAGAAAGAUGAUCACUAAUCAGAGGAUUGGCUUAUACAAUGAUGUGACUUUGAGCAUUUUGAACAGUAGCACCAGAAAUAUGGCAGCCAAGGUCAAGAUCCUCAGGGCUUCCAAAUUAGUUGCAGAAGAAACCAUUGCAGGAUCCUUAGAUGGCUUGCAUUUACCUGAAACCACUAGAGACAUUAAUGCUAUGAUUCUCAUGAAUUCCUACUGCAACAAGAUUGUGAAGCCCAUUGAUGGUUCAUGCUGCCUUCCCCAGCCUCAUCUUUCUGUGAUUCAGAAAUUGACUGGCUGCUUUUUCAUCAUUUGUAUAAUGAGCUGCAUGGUUGUCACUUACUUUUGUCAUAGUUGGCGGAAGAGUAAGCCAAGUACUGAUGUAGAGAGUGGAGAAGAGAAAAAACCUGCCACUGCUUCACUUUCGAAUCCUGAAAAGUUACUGUUGUCCCUCUCUAAAUUAGGCCUGAUCAUGGGCUAUUUCUAUCUCUGUGACAGAGCUAAUUUGUUCAUGAAAGAACAGAAAUAUUACACACAUUCAACAUUCUUCAUACCACUGGUAUAUAUUAUUGUGUUGGGAGUCUUCUACAAUGAUAACACAAAAGAGACCACUGUGCUGAACAGAGAGCAGACAGAUGAAUGGAAGGGUUGGAUGCAGCUAAUUAUACUGAUAUAUCAUAUAUCUGGAGCAAGUACCUUUUUACCUGUGUACAUGCAUGUUCGUGUUCUCGUGGCAGCAUACCUGUUCCAAACAGGUUAUGGACAUUUUUCUUACUUUUGGAAAAGCGGGGAAUAUGGAAUCUCUCGAAUUUGUCAGAUAUUAUUUCGUCUGAAUUUCUUGGUGGUGGUGCUGUGCCUUGUGAUGGAUCGACCAUAUCAAUUCUAUUACUUUGUUCCAUUAGUAACUUUCUGGUUCAUGGUCAUCUAUGUGACUCUAGGCAUUUGGCCUCAAACUGGCAAGAAAGAUGAAAACGGUUCUUGUUCCCCCUAUUGGGAGGUGGUGCUCAAAUUGCUUGGUUUGUUUUUAUGUAUAUGCCUACUUGCAACUUCUCAGAGUUCUUUUGAAAACGCAUUUUCAGUGUGGCCAAUUUCAAAGCUGUUUGAAUGGCAGGGAUUCCUUCAUGAAUGGUGGUUUCGAUGGAAGUUAGAUCGCUUUGCAGUCCUACAUGGUAUGGUCUUUGCUUUACUUUAUGGUGCAUUAAAGAAGGGUCAUCUGCUUUCUGAAAGCAAAGGAGAGACAUUGUUCGCACCUAGGUUGUCAUCUUUGUUACUUUUUACAUCAGUGGUUGUGUUUUUGACCUAUUCAAUAUGGUGUGCCAGCUGUAAAAACAAAACUGAGUGCAAUGAGCUUCAUCCUUACUUCUCUGUGUUGCAGAUUCUGUCCUUCAUUCUUAUUAGGAACAUUCCUGGUUAUGUUCGUUCUGUGUACAGCUCCUUUUUUGCCUGGUUUGGCAAGAUUUCCUUGGAACUCUUCAUAUGUCAAUACCACAUCUGGCUUGCGGCAGAUACCAAAGGAAUCCUCGUACUCAUUCCUGGAAACCCAGUGCUCAACAUUAUUGUCAGCACUUUUAUUUUUGUGCUAGUUGCUCAUGAAAUCUCACAGAUCACAAAUGAUCUUGUACAAAUAGCCAUUCCCAAAGAUAACUACAUUGCACUGAAAAGACUGCUGUGUGUAGCUAUUUUUUUAUUGGGAAUUCUCACAUUGUCAACUGUUGAACAAUUGAACAAGUAACUAAAUAAUGACUGAGCAGGCUCAAGUACCUAUUUUUGACCUUCAUAUUUAAUAAAAAAGAGAACCUCAAAGAAUUGUGUAUUGGGGGAAGAAAGAAGCAUAAAUUUGUGCGACACUUCAAUUCAUCACUAUCAAAUCUGAAAAAUGGUACUGCCUAAGUAAAUAGAAGUGAUAAAAAUGUUUGGUCAUAUAAUUGAUUUGAAAGUGACUUUUAUAAGUAUUGGCAUGAUUGAUGGAAUGACUACUGAAAACGUGGCAUCUUUUAAAAUGCUCUUUCAUGUCAUUUUCUUUUUGGAUGUAUAGCAUUUCCUGGGCACAUGUUGGGUGGUUAUAGGGAUGUUACUUUACUUUAGUUCUGCUUCAAGGUUUCCAUAUUUCCAUUGUCCUUUUUUUAAACUGGCAAUUAUUUCAGCUUUAGGAACAAAAUAGUUUAAGGUUAUCUGCUAAAGUUAAGUUUGGUCCUAAAUACUUGAAGGUACAUAUUCUUUCUGAUUCAGUAUAGCCCUGUUAUUGAAAAUCAUAACUUUCUGAUGCUGAGGACUUUGAAAUGUUUCUUUCCUUUGUUGCACUGAUGUUGGGGAGGUGGGGUGGUGGAAAAGAAGUGGUUCUUUCUUUAUCUCACACUUCACGUAUAGGUGCAUUUUAAAGAAUGAAUAUUGGUAUGGAGCACGGCAAAGUGAAAAGGCUUAGUUAGAGUUUGUCCACCAAUUUAUUCCUCACUUGAAAAAAGGCUUGUUGGUUGUUACUUUUGAUUGUGGUGUUGUAUUAGUGGCAAAAUAGGGCUGCCAAAAAGUUUCAGCCACUGCUAGUCCUAGGCUACUGUCAUGUUGCUCUUUACAAAAAAAUGACUGGUGUGAAAUAAAUGGUUAAUUGUUGUAAAACUAAAACUCCUAAUCUGAAAUAUUGUCAAUCGACUGAAACAUUGGUCUAAUUAGGGACCCUUGCUUUGUGUACAAGUGAAGUGGCCAAUGAUUUGUAAAUUAAGCAAGCAUGAUUAAAUCACCAGUUCCAGUUAGUUUGAGACCAUUUCAACUUGUAUGAUCAGUUAUGUUUUAGGAUCAUUGAAUUACAAUGGAACUUACUAACAAUGUGCUAAAAUGUGUUUAUUAGUAAAAUUAAAGGAAAUUAGGUGAAUGCAUUUGCUGCUGCUAUUUAGGUUUUUAAAAAUUUGGUAGUGGGAAAGUGGGGGAGCUAAGGAUAUAUAUUAAAUGUUUAUGGGUUCACCAUAGUUUCUAAAUCAGACUUGAACUGCAUUUUACAAGUCACCUCUUAUCAGAAUGUGGAUUCCUUUUUGUAGAAAGGCCAUAUACAUAUCUUGUUUAUGCAUUUUUAAACAUUGAUAUGUAGCCUCACUAACUUUAUCAGCUUUUAGCCAUUCGUGACAAAUUAUAUUUGUAUUCUUUUUAAAUAACAAACUGGAAAUCAUCAGGUGACUUGUAAAAGGCAAUUCUUCAUUCACCGUUUUAUUUUUUCACUAGAUUUAUAAAUCAAAUAACUAAAUUGUUUGAAGUAGUUAUUAGUUUCUUUUUAAUAUACAAGGUGCCAUAAAUCAUUGUUACUGAUACUUUUUGAAAUCAUGGUAACCUCUGAUUUAACUCACAUUUAAAGACCCUGCUGUACAUUGUUUUUCUCUUAAUCCUUCUGCACCUAAUGGCCUUCGAAUUUCAGCAUAUCUGCAUAUUUCACAGCAAAUAUUUUGAAGUCAUACAACACAUACUUUUCAAACUAGACAAGCUGAAAACUGAAUGGGUUCUUGAAGUAUGACUGUAAAAAGUUGAUUCUCAAGGAAUUCAGUGUUUCUCAGUGUCAUUUGUGGCCCAACUUUGAAAGAGAAAUUGGAUAUGUGAGAUGAGAUUCAGGGGCACUUCAAAUUCUAAUUUAUCAGGAUUAAAAAUUUGAUUUGGUCCCAUAUUUAAUGAGAUUUCAUAUGAAGUUCCCACCCUUCUCUCCAAUGAACAAGUGGGUAGAGGUGCAGUAGCAUUGAGACAGCCAGACCAGAAGAUUCCAGGUUUGACUCUGUGUAUACUUAAUUAGCUGAUCUCAUUGGGGACACUACAAGUGACCUUGUCAAUGUUGGGCUAAAUGCUAAAAGGUGUUUCCUGUUGCAUAUGAUUGCACUCUGCUACAGAGCACUCCACAAUUGAAUACUCUGCCAGUAGUCAGUUCAAAACCACAUGAAGCAUGGCCUUAUAGGCAAGAUACUGUGCAACUGUGCCCAGCAUCCUUGGGAAGGAAAUUGCAUAUUCACAGGAAUUUAAUUUUUCUAGAGAUGUGAGUCAAAGUGGGUAAAGCCAGAUAUCAACUUGGGGUGGAAAAAAAUUCUUGCAAUGUAAUCAGAUUUCUAGUACAGUAGUUAAGUUCACACUAUUGUUUCUGGUUGCCACAAUUGCUUGAGCCUUAUUUAUUUUAUUAGGUUGUUAAUUCUUCUGAAACUCUAAAAUGUCAAUGCUCUGAGUAAGUUUUGCACUAAGAAUUUCAUUUUAUAAUGUAUUACUACUUGCAUGUCUUUUUCUUUCCAACAUACUUUGCUUGUGAAUGAUUUACACAGUCUCUUGUAUCCAUGGUCACCAGAAGUGGAGUGACUUUUAUGAUGUGACCCUUCCCUUUUUUUUAAACCUAAGUUUUGAAAUGAUGGCUGGUUGGAGAACUUACUCAACUUGAUCAGAUUUCUGCCUCAAGUAAAUUCCUGCAGUUACAGAAAUUAAUAUAUAAGUACAGUAUAAUGUAAUACCAAAUGUUAAUAUCUUUUAUUGACAGUUUUUAUUGCACUUGGGAGCACAAAAUUUUAAUAUCACCAUUUAUGUUUUGGAGCUCUUGCAGUAUUGCAGGUCAAGCAUAUUUUGUGUAUAAGUUAAUUUUUUUCUGUUUUUGAGAUUUUGCACUUAUGGAGCUAUGUGACUGUGGUAAGUUUAUAAAUGUUCCAACAUUUUCCUGAAACAGCUUAGUGCUAAUUGAUUUUUAUUAUUUAAAUGUUUGCAGUUUCCUUUAUAACUUGGUUUUGUUUAUGAUGGAUUUCCAGGGUAGUGUGAGAUGUGAAAAUUAACGUUGCUACUUUAAAGUCAAAAUUAUAUUUUGUUGUACACUUUUUAAUCAUGUGACUUCUUUAGGAUUGCUUUGCAUCUUUCUGAAAUUGUAUGUGAUUUUAAGUUUUUGCUGUUUUAAAUUUAAGAAUUUGUGUUGUAGAGUGCAGUGUUAUUCAAUAAUGUUUACACUUAAUUGGUAUGGAAGGAGAAUUCCACCUGGAUUAAUGGCUGAAGUCAGUUUCUUUCUACACAUUUUUAUUUAGCCUGUGGGCCAUAUGUAAAAUAACUGACCAGUUGUGCAAAUCCUAAAUAAAUUUAUUUCUGGCUUAAGCAGAUUGAAGAAUGCAUGAUAUUUAAACCUUCUUUUCUAAGAUAUUCAUAGUUUUCAUAUUUCAAUUUUUCUUGUUUCAUAUAUUGGAUUUAGUGGUUUGCUAGGCCAUCAACAGUUAUGUACCAAACCUAAAAUAAACUUCCCAGGUUUUCUAAGAUCAACUGCUAGGAAAAAAUUAUUUCUGAGCUUUUCCUAGCAAGCUGGUAUUGGUGAAUCAGCAGGUUACUGCCAAUUGCAUGGAAACCUGCAGGACGAUGAAAGUUUUAAACUAAUGUAAAGUAGUUUGUAAGCAGCUGCUGCUUUCUAAAUACCAUAAAUUUGUCUGUCCCUCCAGUAUGCUUGUCAAUCCUUAGUUUAUUAUUACAAGUUGUCUUUUGCCUGGGUAGUUCAUAAAUUGCGUGGUAGUUUUAGUUACAGUUAAAGUAUAUUCCUUUUGAAGAGUUGUUAUGGACCUAUGUUAGGUAUGUACAAAAGUUAGACUCUUUAAUGCAGUUAUCUCCAGUAGGGAAUGAAACUGGGAAAUUAGCAGUGACUAGUUUAAUUAAACAGAAAAUUCCUACUUCCUUUUUUAGGCUUCCUUAGUGGCUCCUAUUUUAGGAUGAGGUUUAAUAUUGGAUGAAAAGCAAAGCAAUGCUUCCUAUUAUUUGCUUGCAUUGUAGUGGAAUCGGGACAAAUCUUUGUUUCGUUAGUUGACCCAGUGUAAUAUUCUUCUCCAGCCUCAUCUAGAAUUGUUCCAAGUGCAAUCCCAAACAUGUUUCUUAAAUGUUUCCAUAACCAUUACAAUGUUCACUAUUGCCAAAAAGUUGUGCUCUACCUUUGGUUAUGCUUCUCAUAGAUAAGGUAGAUAAUGUUGGUAUUCAGCACCAUAAAAGCAUUUGCUACAUGUUCAUACUCAAUAAAAGAGCAUUCUAUUCCAUUCAGGCUAUGCAUUUAUGAUUUUAUGACUAUAUAAACCUUUAAAGAACAGUGAUGGACACUUUUAAUAUUUGCCUGCACAGGAUAAGCAAAUUAUAUAAUUUCACUGUUUAACUGAAAUAGUCCAGUGAAAUGUACAGAUUAUUGUGCAGGAAAAGCCAAGUUAAGUUAAGCAAUAGGAUUCUAUAGUUAACCUGACAGGUUAUUGCUUUAUUAGGAAUCGGUAAGAAUUGAUGAAAAGCACAGAUCAAAAAGAAAACAUUUUUUUGAAUAACAGAUAUUACUCCUAGAUGUGUAUAUCUGACAAUUUCAAAAUAACCACCAUGGUCCAUCGUGAGGGACGUAGUCUGAAUGAAUUUAUCAGACCAGAAAAGGUAAAUUUUUUCACAUUAUAUCCACUUGUCAGAAAACACCUUUGUGUUAUUUUAUUGGUAUGCCCAAUGUAAACUUAAAUGCCAGUGUUAAUUAAUGCCCAAAUGAAAGCAGAAAAUGCACGUUUUUUGCGCGUGCUUACUUUAAAACUUAUGAAAUGGACUAUACAUUUAAAUAAUUUUUUUGGAUGAAUAUAACUAUUAAAGCGUGUCAGUGGGAAUAGCUGGCCAUAUCUUUCUCACUGUAUGGAUUCCACCAAUUACAGCAUGUCAUGGGCAUUUUAAUAAACUUUUUAAGAUUUGAUAAAGUCCGAGUUUCAAUCUGGAAAUUGGCAAGAUGACACACUAUCUUGCAAUUUAGGUUUGUUGUUGUAUGUUUGAAGUUGCUUUAUUCAGCAGCAUAAAAAUUACAAGUUCCUCCAGAAGGGACAAAUAUGCACUCAAAUAGUUUGGAAAGUAUAAUAGUUCUGCCUUGUGAUGUUCCUUACCUACAGGCACUGAUCUAAAAACAAAACCAGAGACACUCUUUCAGUUUCUAAGUCUUUAAAACACAUUAAUUUCACCUACUCCUUUGCUGCUUAGAACCUAUUUUGAUUGUACAUUAUUACGUACCUUUUUGAUUCUUACAGCAUUUCUUAGUUAGGCCAAAGAUAAUGUAGAAAUUGUUAAAAGACCCCAAGACAUUAUGGCAAACAAUUUUUAAAAAUGCAAUGGAUUAAAUGCUGAAUUAAUUCCUUUGCAUUAUCUGUCUACAGCUUUUGAGUUGAAAUUCACACUGUCAUUUUUAAUUUCUGUUUAAAUUUAAUUCUUAGGAUGAAAUAGAAAUGAUGGUCUUAUUUGUAACCCGAUCAAUAAUGUAAUAGAUUCUCAAGUAAAUAAAGCAUUCAUUUUCUUUUAAGGAAAAGCUUAUCGAUUAGGAACACUCUUCAAAAUGAAGUCCGAUUACAAAGAACAGUAAAUUCAAGGGGUUUUUGGUCUUGAAGCUAGUCAAAAAUUUUUUUUUUUCCCGGUUUGUUGCUUUUUUUAAAUGUUUCUGCUCCAAAUUAGGGAUAAUGAUCAAAAAUAUUGAACUGGAAUUUAUUUUGUUCCUUUAAAGAAAACUGUUAAUGCUGCAAUGUCUUAAUAUGGUGUCUGAUUGCAACAUUUUUGGGCAUGUCAUUGAAAUUUCUGAUCUAUAGGUUUUAAAAUGGUGGCUUUGUGAGUUCCUGAUCAUUUCACAGCAAUGUGGCAUUUAUGAACAGCCGGGAAAAAUUACAAUUUACACAACUGAAUAACAUUGUACUAGUGAAAAUUUUAACAACCCCUCUCGUGGUUGUUAGCUUGUUCAACAAAAUGUUACCUGAGCCAGCGUAUUUAUUAAAAAUAGGUCCCUUUUUAAAAAAAAACAAUCAUGACCAAUGCUAAAUAGAGUUGGAGAGUCUGACAUAGAAUUUCCAGUGUGCUGGCAAAACCCGUGAUUUAAUGUGUGUAGUAAGUGAUGAUUCCAAUAAAAUUCCUUUAUUGUUAAGUGUUACUUAAUUUGGGUAUGAGAUUGCUCUGUUAACAGGAUUUCAUGAUUGUGUGUCUCUUUGCUCCUCUGACACUGUGGUAACACUAUACUCUGCACUACUAUUCUUUUAUUGUCAUGUGUGGUUUACGCACGACCUGAAAUAUAAGUUUAUUUUGUGCUGAAGUUGAGUUGUAGAAAAAAAAAUUGACUUCUGUUGAAUCUACUUAUUGAAUCUCUAGAUGUUUGCUAUCCUUACAGUGAGUAAACAUAUUGAAAGAUUAUUGCAUUCUCACAGUACAUUCUAAUGUAUAUUUCAGCCAAAAGUAUGCCAAUGAAAAAUUUGAGUUGUAUAGAUGUACAUACAUUUAUUAGACUUGUGUACAAUGUUUCUUGUCAUUGCUGUUUAGUCUCUACCUGAAAUGUAAGUUUAUUUUUGCUUCAUUUUUCAACUGGAUAAAAAAAUGUUCAAAUCUAGCCUGUCUCAAUUAUGAGUGAUCCAUGAAGUUAAAUGACUGAGAUUUGACCUGAUUCCUCCAUUAUUUGAAUCUGAUUUUGCAUGAAAAGUACAAGAUAUGCGUAAAUAUAUUGUGUACCCAAAAUAUUUCAUUGCAGUUAUUUGCUGUUUUGCACUUCAUGUUCUGUAACAUAAAUUUAGACAAAUGUAGUGUAAAAUACUUUGUCACUUUUAGUAUGUUGUAAAAAUUGAAGCAUAAAACUCCUCUGUAAUUAGCAAUUUUAGGACUUGGUUUUUAAAAUAAAAUUGAAUACUUUUA
Carcharodon carcharias (great white shark) is the source of this 9436-nucleotide messenger RNA. It is a transcript of the gene casd1, whose product is annotated as CAS1 domain containing 1. The coding region runs from base 48 to 2534 and encodes 828 amino acids. Gene Ontology annotation, cellular component: Golgi membrane. NCBI's taxonomy places the organism in Eukaryota, Metazoa, Chordata, Chondrichthyes, Lamniformes, Lamnidae. The record is from RefSeq and is a predicted model, not a curated record. Gene Ontology annotation, molecular function: N-acetylneuraminate 9-O-acetyltransferase activity. The transcript has 19 exons.